Bombina bombina (fire-bellied toad) is the source of this 6842-nucleotide messenger RNA. RefSeq names its product sortilin related VPS10 domain containing receptor 2 (gene SORCS2). The transcript has 27 exons. Bases 30 to 3383 code for a protein of 1117 amino acids. NCBI's taxonomy places the organism in Eukaryota, Metazoa, Chordata, Amphibia, Anura, Bombinatoridae. The record is from RefSeq and is a predicted model, not a curated record. Gene Ontology annotation, molecular function: protein binding. Gene Ontology annotation, cellular component: membrane.
CCUGUCACUAGCCACACCAGAAGAAGAUCAUGGCACUGAGGGGGCCACUUCUUCAUCCUUCUAUGGGCAUCUUGUGCUUUGCCAGCUUGCCCCUGCUGGUGCCACUGGUCCUGGGCACGGGAUGGGUAAGCAGGGGCAGGAGUACUCGAGAUCUGCUGGAGACGGGGAGCAGAGUUGAUAUGGAUGCAAGACAGGAGGGAUAUUCUGCUUCUGCUGGUCUGCCUGGGAGAGCUCCAUCCAGAGAUCAGAUCUCGUUGCUCAGCACCUCGUUUGUGCUCAAAGGUGACGCUUCCCACAACCAGGCGAUGGUGCAUUGGACCGGGGAGAACAGCAGUGUGAUCCUGAUACUGACAAAAUAUUAUCAUGCUGACAUGGGAAAGGUUCUAGAGAGUUCUUUAUGGCGAUCAACGGAUUAUGGAACAUCGUAUACAAAGUUAAAUCUGCUGCCUGGUGUCUCAAGUGUGAUUGACAACUUCUACAUCUGUCCUACCAACAAGAAAAGGAUAAUCCUUGUCAGUUCAUCGGUCACUGAACAAUGUCUUUUCACAAGCAGCGACGAAGGAGCAACCUUCCAGAAAUAUAUUAUUACUUUCUCUGUGGAGACGCUUAUUUUUCAUCCCAAAGAUGAAGACAAAGUACUUGCAUACAGCAAAAAUGGCAACCUCUACGUUUCAGUACACUUUGGAAAGAAAUGGGAUCUGUUGCAAGAACGUGUAACUAAAGAGCACAUUUUCUGGUCUGUAGCUGGAGUUGAUACGGAUCCUGAUUUAGUUCAUAUGGAGCUUCAAGACCUUGAUGGAGGUUAUCGAUACGUGACCUGCCAGAUUCAAAAUUGCUCUGCCAAAGCACUAACAUUUCCAUUCACUGGAGCUAUCGAUCGAAAUUCUCUAACUGUACAGGAUGAUUACGUCUUCCUUAAGACAUCAGCAGGAAAUCAGAGCAGAUAUUUUGUCUCAUACCGGCGAAAUGACUUUGUUCAAAUGAAGCUUCCGAAGUAUGCACUCCCAAAGGACUUACAGAUAAUAAGCACAGAUGAAAACCAAGUCUUUAUUGCUGUUCAAGAAUGGCACCAGACAGAUACCUACAACUUGUACCAGUCAGAUCCAAAAGGAGUCUAUUAUUCUAUUGUUCUAGAAAAUGUGAGGAGCACCAAGCAACCAGAAGAGAAUGUUCUAAUCGACAUUCUAGAGGUUAGAGGUGUUAAAGGUGUUUUUCUGGCCAAUCAAAAAAUAGAUGGAAAGGUUACGACACUUAUCACCUACAAUAAAGGGAGAGACUGGGAUUAUUUAACGCCACCAAGCAUGGAUAUGAAUGGCAAACCAACCAACUGUAAACCACCUGAUUGUCAUCUUCACCUACAUCUCCGCUGGGCAGACAAUCCGUAUGUAUCAGGAACAGUUCAUACCAAGGACACUGCUCCAGGUCUUAUCAUGGGGGCAGGCAACCUGGGUUUGCAGUUAGUGGAGUAUAAAGAAGAAAUGUAUAUCACCUCAGACUGUGGCAACACAUGGAGACAAGUGUUUGAAGAGGAACAUCACAUAUUAUAUUUGGAUCAUGGUGGGGUUAUUGUGGCGAUCAAGGACACGUCUAUACCUCUGAAAAUUCUCAAGUUCAGCGUAGAUGAGGGACAGACAUGGAGUAUACACAAUUUCACCAGCACAUCUUUAUUUGUGGAUGGACUGCUGAGUGAACCAGGAGAUGAAACUUUAGUUAUGACAGUUUUUGGACAUAUCAGUUACCGUUCAGACUGGGAGUUGGUAAAAGUCGAUUUUAGAUCUACAUUCCCAAGAGAAUGCACAGAAGAUGAUUAUGAUUCCUGGAACCUUUCUACUCCUCAGGGUGAGCAUUGCAUUAUGGGCCAGCAGAGAAGUUUUCGAAAGAGGAAAACAACCUCUUGGUGCAUCAAAGGAAGAAGCUUUACAUCUACGUUGACCUCUAAAAUUUGCCAAUGUGAAAUAACUGAUUUUGUGUGUGAUUAUGGAUUUGAGCAUGAAACACAUCAGAAAUCUGAAUCCAGUAAAUGCUUUGCAGACUUUUGGUUUAACCCAGAAUCCCCACCUGAAGAUUGCACAUUAGGACAAACGUAUACAAGUACAACAGGGUACAGAAAAGUUGUAUCCAAUGUGUGUGAAGGAGGAGUUGAUCUUCAAGAAAACCUUUUUCGGUAUCAGUGUCCUUUAAUUGCUCCAAAAGGUUUGCGCAUCAGCAUUAAAGGCGACUCUAUAGCUGUGAAGCCUGGGGAAAACGUAACAUUUAUAAUUCAGCAGGAUCAGGGGGAUAUUUUGAAUACCAAGUAUCAGGUGGACCUAGGAGACGGCUUCAAAGCUAUUUAUGUGAACAUUACACUGACGGGAGAACCCAUACAGCACCGCUAUGAAAAUCCAGGAAUUUAUAGGGUGUCCGUUAAAGCUGAGAAUGUUGCUGGUCAUGAUGAAGCUGUUGUCUAUGUGCAGGUGAACUCUCCUCUUCAGGCAUUACAUCUUGAAGCUGUACCAGUCGUUGGCAAAAACCAGGAAGUGAAUCUGACAGCUUUUAUUCAGCCAACAGAUGCAAACAUGACUGUCUUCUAUUGGUGGAUUGGAGACAACUUGCAGCCGAUCCUUACGCUGGACAGUUAUCUGUUGACCAGGUUUGCAGAGGCUGGGGAGCAUCGAGUCACUGUUCAAGUGUCCUGUUGGAAUUCCAUGUUACAAGACUCCAAAGUAGUGAAAGUAUUUGAUGAAUUCCAAGUUAUUUCGUUGAAGUUCACCAAGCACUUAGAUAUGUAUAAUCCGAAUGUGCCCGAGUGGAGAGAAGACAUAGGUCAAACUGUGACUCGAAUUAUAGCAAAGGAAACAAAUAUACCUGAACCAACCCUUGUGACAGUUGUAAAACCAGGACUACCAACCACAGCUGAUUUGUAUAUACUUCCCCCCACAAACCAAGUGAAAAGGAAACGAAAUGUUCCAAAUGAUAAGAGAAUAACAGUGAUAAAACAAGCUCUGAAUGCACACAACAUCACAUUUUUCCUGAGAGGUGGAUUCUGGGUAUUAGUAACGCUACAUGAUUCUGAGUCAGACUCCCAGAGGAUUGGUGGAGCAGGAGGAUAUUGGGCUAUAUUGAUUAUAUUUGCCAUCUGUCUUGUUGCAGUUGGAGCUUUCAUCCUUUAUAAGUUCAAAAGGAAAAUGCCAGGAAGAAAUGUAUAUGCCCAGAUGCAUAAUGAAAAGGAGCAGGAGAUGACAAGCCCAGUUAAUCACAGUGAGGACACACAAAAUAUCAUCCAGGGGGAGGAGUUUAUUGAUGAUGACUUGGACACACAGACUUUAGGGAAUGCGAGAGGUAAUCACUCAGGCGUGGUUCUGAGUAUCCACUCAAGAGAAAUGCACAACUAUUUGGUUAGCUGAUGUUUACAGCUUAAGAAAAACAUAAAAAGACUUUGUUCUAUAUUGUUUUAUUUCUCCUUGGAACGUGGCCGGGAUCAGACAUGAACCACCCCAGGAAGUGACUGUCGUCUCUAACCAUUAUGAAGACAAAUGUUUAUUAGUGUGGAAGCCGAAAAACAAGACUUAAAUGUUUAAAUAUUUGUUUUCAAACAAUAGGCAAAAAGAAAAUUAUUAUAAUUCAUAUUCAAAUGGUAGAAAAUUUGUAACCCAAUACACAUUUUCUGCGUGUGUAUGCAGUUUAUUUCAUUUAUGUUUCCUUAUCUACAAAAAAACAAGCCUUUUUUCAUGAGUUUUAUUUAGAAUAAUGAAUUUCUCCAUCUUUUACAUGUUUUUUUUUAAUUUUUUUUUAAUUAUACCAGUUGUAAUAUAUACAAAUUACUUUGUAUAGUUUAUCGGUAAAACCUAACCUGACAUUUAGGUAAUUGUAUUGAAGUACUACGAUGAAAGAGUCAUACAUGCAGCAUUAUAAUGACAUGAACAGUGUUACAUAAAUAAGGAUCCUUAAAAAUCUGUCAAUGGACAGUGACCAUAAAGGCUAACAUUGUGUAGUAAAUCUAGUCCUUGGUCUUACUUUAAAGUUACUAACACCAGAAAGGUUCAUGUGGUCCAAUUUCCGGACCAUGUGCCUUCAAUAACUAUAUUUUUUUAAAGCCUCAUUUCUUGUCUUCCUACUGUCUCUGCAAAGAUUACUGGAUCUAAUCCAUUAUUACCCAUAACAUUUUAGUUUUUAUAAUUUAAAUAUUGGCUAUAAACUUCCAUCACAAAAACGGAGUCUAACACUGCAUUGUUGAAUCUAUUUACUAAAGUUUGAUACCAAUUGAAAUGUUUAGUGAAAUAGCAUAAGUAAUGGUCCUCUACCCUACGUACAAUUCAAUUUGUCUUGCUAAACUAUUAUUUGUAUCUAGACUGAUUUUUGUCUUAUAUGACAUUCCAAUACAUGUGAAUAGCCCCUUCUUAGAUUAAAGAUACCUGAAUUAUGUAGAUAACAGGGUUCAAACAAAAAAAAAUCUAAAAUGAACAGCUGUUUCACAGGCUUUUCAAGAACUUCAUGGCUAUGAAAUGAUAAAGUAUUAUUGAUGAAUAUUUAAUGUGUUAGAAUGCAGGUUAUUCAAAAUGAGGUCAUUUUUAAUAUAUUCAUUGUAUAUACCAGUUAUUAAUGGGAGAAUUGCAAAAGAUCUGUGUAGAAUAUAGAUGUUUACAGGCAUUUUUAAAUUGUGACUUUAUUAAUAAUUUGCAAAACUACUUGAAAACCCAGGCGUGUUUGUUUAACUUAUCUCUUUUAAUUUUGGCCCAUUAAGCCUACCCGUAAUUAAUUUGUGCCAACCUCUUUGUAGUAUGGUGCUCACUCAGACAAUUUACAGCACUUUGCAGCAUACAGAAUUUGACUUGCAUCUUUGCUAUGGAGCAUUUGAACAGGCACUUUUUGUUUGUUUUUUACAGCAAAAUUUAAAAAAUUUACGUAUAUUUUCAUACUGUUUAAUUUUGAUGAAUUAAUUGCUAAAUGAAUCUUGCAAUCACUGCCCCUUUAAAUAUUAAUAUUAAAUCAUGAUAUUUCCUAAGUUUUAGUACAUCUUUAAUUUACGAUUUUCAAAACAUUUAAUUGCACUCAUAAAUGCAAUUCUGAUUAUAACAUUUAAUUUGGCCCUGCUCCCUUAAUAGCUUAAAUCUAAUUAACAUAAUUGUGAAGCCUGCUUUGAUCUGUAUAUUGAACUUUUUAUUAAACCAGUUAAGGGUGUUUACUGAGUAUGCUCAAAAAAAUGUACAUGCAGCCAAGAAAAAGUGCCAAUGGAAACAUGUCAAGAUUGGGAUUUUUUAGGUCAAGGCUAUAUAAUUAGGUACAUUCAAAUAUCAUGCAAAAGUUAAUGGACCAGAAUAAAAAUAUAAAAUUCUCUCAAUGCAAAGUAUUGAUGAAAUUAACAGUUCAUAACUACUGGAAAACUGCACGAUAGCUAUGGUUUCUAAUUGUUUUCAAUUGGACUAUAAUGUCCUUGAAUUUGAAAAUCCUUCGCAGAGCACAGUUUUUUUCAUUGAAUAGAAUUAAGUCCUUUUGAUUGAAAAAAGGUAGUCUAUAAUAUUUCAAUGAAGAACUAAUAUGUUGACCCAUUGAAAGAUAUUAUUCCAAAUAUCUUUCUAUAUAUUGAUUCUAAUAGUUUAUUUUUUGCAACCUUCAUCUAAUCAAUGAAAGGGUCUUCAUCAAGCAAGAAUCAUUAAGCAUAAGCAUUUGUUUUUAAAUUGCCAUCUCUCUAAAUUAACUCCUUGGUUAUCAGACGGGACUGUAACUCAUUGCUAUGCAAUACACUGCAGCCCUCUUUAACUGCUUAACUGCCAAGUAGAUAAAAAGAGUCCUUGAAUGUCUCUGAGUCAAUUAUUUUCUCAGCCUCUAACUUUUGUAAUACUUGUCUGAGAGUAAGUCAAAGUGUAGUCCAGCAUAUAGUUGUGGUAAUGCCUAACAUUAACACAAUUAAAAGGCAAAGCCAAUAGGUAUGCACUUUGAAGUAUCCCGAGGAGAAUUUUCACUUGUGUCUUGGGUUAUAUUAUGUUUACAAAAUAACUUGAAUAUGUUGUAUUGCCUUUAAUACUUUACAGUAUCUAUAUUUAAUCACUGAAUCACAUUUACAGGUUUUUUUAUCAUUGUAGCUUUUUGGCAUUAACAGACUGCCACAUUAAAUGGAAACCCAUAGUUUUGUUUCUUGCUUGAAAACUUUGUACCCCAUAAAUGUACAAGUGUACCUUAUACUUGGUGUUCAGAAGAUAAAAUAUUAUCAAAGCCACAAUUGGUGGUCUGUGAAGUUGGUUAGCACAUGCAGACCAGUCAAUAUGGAUCCCCUCUGUAACUCAUUUGAUCCAGAGUAAAGCUGACAAAUUACACUUUUCAACUUUGUCUCAUAUGUUAAAGAAACAAACUAAUUAAUGAUACCCUUACCUCAACCUCUCAUUUAUUUGUAAAGCUAUGUAUAACCAGCUUUAUAGAUAUCUACUGUAUCUAUUGUACAAAAACAUUGGUUACAAAUAUCCUUGACUGCCAUAACUGUGAAAAUGUCAUUUAUGCCAGCAAAAUAAUUAUGUAUUUCUUACUAAAGCAUUCCAUUUGAAUACACUAUAUUGUUUUGUUUAUUUACUAAGCAAUUAUUGUCUGUGAUGUGAACAUUUUAUAUGCAGUGCAGAUCAAAGAGGUGAAAUGUUAGAGAAAUACUUACUUGCUCAAUUCUAUUAAUGUUUUUCUUGAAGCAACAUCCCAUAGAGAACUUUGCCUCAAAUCACCCUUUAAAUUGAGACUUUAAACUGUUUUAUAGCACAGUGAAACUUUUUGAAUACAAAUUGCAAAUAUUUGUUCAGUUUAUUUGCAAAUGUUUAUAUGUAUGGGAGGUUAGUAACAUUUCUCUAAAUUAUUAUGAAAUAAAAGGUGAGAAAGGAAUUUUA